AUGGGAUCUAGACGGUACGAUUCGAGAACAACGAUUUUUUCCCCUGAGGGUAGACUAUAUCAGGUCGAAUAUGCCCUGGAGUCGAUAUCGCAUGCCGGAACGGCAAUUGGGGUUAUGGCCAAAGACGGCAUUGCAUUGGCUGCGGAGCGCAAAGUAACGAGCAAGCUUCUUGAGCAAGGCAGUUCGACGGAAAAACUGUACAAGCUGAACGAUAAUAUCACGGUGGCGGUCGCAGGGUUGACCGCUGACGCUGAAAUUUUGAUAAAUACAGCCAGGGUGCAUGCCCAAAACUAUCUGAAGACCUACAACGAGGAGAUCCCCGUGGAGAUUCUCGUGAGGCGUUUGAGUGAUGUAAAGCAAGGGUACACCCAACACGGUGGGUUGAGACCGUUUGGUGCGUCUUUCAUAUACGCAGGCUACGAUAACAGGUACGGCUAUCAGCUGUACACAUCCAACCCUUCGGGCAACUACUCGGGCUGGAAAGCUAUCAGUGUAGGCGCCAACACGUCUGCUGCUCAAACGCUGCUGCAAAUGGACUACAAGGAUGAUAUCACCAUGGAGACUGCAAUGGAACUGGCUUUGAAAACGCUUUCGAAAACAACCGAUUCCAGCACUCUGACCGCCGAGAGGGUCGAGUUUGCUACCAUCACCCGAACCGAUGAUGGUAAAAUUGUGCAAAAGAUGUUCAGACCUCAGGAAAUCGAAACGCUGCUAACCAAGACCGGAGCCACGAAGAAAGAAGAAGAAAAGUAA
This is a messenger RNA of Lachancea lanzarotensis, 753 nucleotides long. It is a transcript of the gene PRE9, whose product is annotated as LALA0S06e06634g1_1. NCBI's taxonomy places the organism in Eukaryota, Fungi, Ascomycota, Saccharomycetes, Saccharomycetales, Saccharomycetaceae. Gene Ontology annotation, biological process: ubiquitin-dependent protein catabolic process. The transcript has a single exon. The coding region runs from base 1 to 753 and encodes 250 amino acids. Gene Ontology annotation, cellular component: nucleus; proteasome core complex, alpha-subunit complex; proteasome core complex. The record is from RefSeq and is a predicted model, not a curated record.